CUUAGGCAAAGGCUUAUGUGACUUGCCAUUGGCCACUUAGCUAGUAAAUGUCUGAGAUAAGAUUUGGAUAUAGGUCUUUCUGACGCCAGGCUUUGUACUCUAUCCAGUGCUUGCUGUGGCUCAACUGUGGUGGUCCUGGGUUUUUCCUGAUUAUCUUCCUUAAUGUUUUUGUUCCUCAAACUAGAGUUCUAUGACUGUGUUCCUCUGGUAGUCUUAUGUGGCCCAUAAUUAGAGUCCAUAGUGCUUGGGAGACAGGACACAAGGAGUUGGAGUGGUAAUAAUGUAACCCACAGAUCCAACCUAGGAAACUGCCAAGUAGGAGGGUGUCUGAACUGGACCAAAUCAUUGGGAAAGACUGCCUAAAAUAGAGCAUUAGUCUUGACUGUGAUAGGGGCCUCUCAUUCUUUGAAAGUCCUCUCAUCUCUUUAAUAAAUUCCUCUAAAAUAGUUAAUAGAUUAAGGAAUGAUGUGCCAUUUAUCUGCAAACUGUCUGUUUCUUUCAGGUGUCUGUGGUGUUGCUGUGGGUUACCCCCUGGACACAGUGAAGGUCAGAAUCCAAACUGAGAAGAAGUAUACUAGUAUCUGGCACUGUGUUCGAGAAUUAUACAAAGCAGAAAAGCUCUCAGGGUUCUACAGGGGGCUCUCCUUGCCCGUGUGUACAGUGUCUCUGGUCUCCUCAAUCUCCUUUGGCACCUACAGAUACUGCCUGUCUCACAUCUGCAAGCUCAAAUAUGGCAACAUGGAUGUAAAGCCCUCCAAAAUGGACAUCACUCUUUCAGGAUGUGCCUCUGGCAUUGUCAGGGUCACACUGACGUCCCCCACGGAAGUGGCCAAAAUUCGGUUGCAGACCCAGAAGCAGCGCCCCUCGAUUACGUCUUCGUCUCCCAGUGGUCUCCUCCCUCCACUCAAGUACCAGGGUCCCCUGCACUGCCUGAGGACUGUGGCUAAGGAGGAAGGCUUGGGCGGCCUCUACAAGGGCAGCUUGGCCCUGAUGUUCCGAGACUGCAAUUCCUUUGCCACCUACUUCCUCUCCUACUCCAUCAUCUGUGAAUGGCUCACUCCAGCGGGGCAGAGUAAGCCAGACAUCCUGGGUGUGCUGUUCUCCGGGGGUUGUGCCGGCGUCCUGGCCUGGGCUGUGGCCACCCCCAUGGAUGUGAUCAAGUCUCGUCUUCAGGUCGAUGGGCUGGGCCAGCAGCGCUACCGAGGAUUCAUCCACUGCAUCACCCAGAGCGUGAAGGAAGAAGGAGUGAGGGUCUUGUUUAAAGGGCUAGCUCUGAACUGUUGUAGAGCCUUUCCUGUGAACAUGGUGGUUUUUGUCUCCUAUGAAGCGGUCCUGAAACUCACCCGGAGUUUCAUGACUUAACUGACUCGUUUCAUUCUAUCCAACACGAAGAUGGCUCCAUGUGUGGAAGCAAACCAAACCGGACUUAGAAGCCGGGGCGGAAAGGACUUAAAUUCCAGCCUUUCGGGCUCGGGGUAAUAGGUCUCUAAGCAGCAACAUCUCAGUCAUUGGCUGUUGGGGCUGCAAGAUACAAGGUGCAGGCGGCUUCCCAUCCCCUGCUUCCCCGCGGCGUCUCAGGACUGCUCUCGGGACAGGUUCUACCUCCUCACCGAAGAUUGAUCCAGGGACUGAUUUCAGCCCAAAGUGGGCGGUUAGGUUACAGGUCACUAAAUGAGUUCUCCAUAUCUACCUUCUGGGACUUCAGCAUUGCCCUGUUUAUAGAUAGGGCCUGCCUACCUCACCUAUCUCUUCUAAAGCUUCUGAGAAGGAUGGCUUGGUUCUUCAGGAUGUACAUACUGAUGACGUGUCCCACUUUCAGAUGCUCUUCGCAAAGGUCAUGAGUGCAACCUUUCAGAGGUUUUUUAAAUUACAUAUAAAUAAAAGGAAUGUUUUGGA
Antechinus flavipes (yellow-footed antechinus) is the source of this 1896-nucleotide messenger RNA. It is a transcript of the gene SLC25A47, whose product is annotated as solute carrier family 25 member 47. Gene Ontology annotation, molecular function: transmembrane transporter activity. Gene Ontology annotation, cellular component: mitochondrion. Gene Ontology annotation, biological process: transport. NCBI's taxonomy places the organism in Eukaryota, Metazoa, Chordata, Mammalia, Dasyuromorphia, Dasyuridae. The coding region runs from base 463 to 1362 and encodes 299 amino acids. The transcript has 5 exons. The record is from RefSeq and is a predicted model, not a curated record.